AUGGCCGGCUACGCUGUAAUUUCCUCCUCUAGCAGCCUCCUGCCUGCUUCGUCAACACCUAUCGGUUACCCCGUCGGUUCGACAACACCUAUUGGUUACCCCAUUGCAUCGCCCUCACCCUACCCUUAUGACAUUGUCAAGCCCAUCGAGAGCCUAGGACAAUGCUCUCAAACUAUCAUCUUCGAGUGCAUCGCCGACAGCCCCUGUGCGCCCAACGAUUUCCCCUGCAUCUGCGUGCAACUCAGCACUCUCGGCGUGCAAGCCAAGAUCAGCGGUAAAUGCUCCUCCGAACUCGCUCAGUACACUGCUUUCCAAGCCAGUGUCUGCGCCGGGGGUUACACGCCCACUUACUCCCACGGCCCUGUUCCAACUCCUUCGCACUCGAAGCCCGCCCCGCCUCCAGCUCCGGUUUACAACACCACCGUUGUUGUGCAGAACGCUACUACCGUCGUCCCCGUUCAGGUUAUUACUACCCACGUCGUCAUCACUGAAAGUGGUAAGCCGACUACCAUCCAGACUGUCGUCCCUGUUCCCGUUGUGCCUACUGGACCUGCCGCGCCUCCUGCGCCUCCGGCUGGAUACCCUACUGGACCUGCUCCCCCUCUGUUCACCGGCGCUGCUACUACGGUGAAGAUGGGUGCGUUUGCCGGUGCGAUCGGAUUCUUGGGUCUUGUUUUCGCUGGAUUGUAA
This is a messenger RNA of Parastagonospora nodorum SN15, 690 nucleotides long. RefSeq lists its product as hypothetical. The coding region runs from base 1 to 690 and encodes 229 amino acids. The transcript has 2 exons. The record is from RefSeq and is a predicted model, not a curated record. Lineage: Eukaryota; Fungi; Ascomycota; Dothideomycetes; Pleosporales; Phaeosphaeriaceae.